Mytilus californianus (California mussel) is the source of this 468-nucleotide messenger RNA. RefSeq lists its product as uncharacterized. NCBI's taxonomy places the organism in Eukaryota, Metazoa, Mollusca, Bivalvia, Mytilida, Mytilidae. The coding region runs from base 1 to 375 and encodes 124 amino acids. The transcript has 3 exons. The record is from RefSeq and is a predicted model, not a curated record.
AUGAUCAACAUUACAAUUCUAUGCAAGAAUCAAAAUGGACGGCACCAAUCAUAUAGCGGCAAUGACCAGGUAUAUGGUAGUGAAUAUGAACUUGGUUCAUCAUGGAAGCCGUCAGGAUGGUCAGAAGGUAUGCACAACAAGGAAGUGCCAUGUUCUGUAUGUUACCAAAAACAGAGAUCAGCUGUUUUGAUGAUACCAGGUCGAAAGACUUGUUAUGAAGGAUGGAACGCGGAAUAUAAUGGUUAUCUGAUGAGUAGCCAUAAAUCACACAAUAAAAAAGAUUACGCAUGUGUUGACAUACAUGCAGAACCGAUAGACAAUAAGAAUGGAAGUGAAGAUAGAGCUUUGUUUUAUCCUCUCCGGAAAAUGUGGUAGUUUAAGAUGUCCCCCGUAUACCAAGGAAGCAGAUGUUCUUUAUGUUGUUUGUACAAAGUAAAACGUUUGACACUAAAUGAAGAUAAAUAAAGA